UAUUUAUUUUUAUUCCUAUUUUUUCUCUCUUGUAUCUUGGAACUUGGAGGUUCUGCCUCAAAAUCCAGUUGAUGAUGUCGUUAGCAACUUUAUUUUCCGUCAGAAAAGAUGGAGAGGUGUGGGCGGAUUACUGAAACGAGCCUGGCGGAGCUUUUGGGGAGAAUUGAAAUGGAUGUUUGCUGCUGUUGAAACGCCCGUGAAUCUGCAGAGUUCAUCUUGUAACCAUGCGGAAUAACUAAUGCGUCUGUGUGUGUUAUUCCCGGGACGCACACACAUUUCCAUGUAAAUGAGGAGCGCUGCAGCGGCGCUGAUUUCUAAAACAUCUGGACGGAUUUUGAUUUCCUGCAGUUUUUUUAUUCAAUUAGGAGAUUUAAGAACUUUUUAUAGCUUAAUAAGAAGAAAAAAACAGAGACCCCAUUUUUACUAAAGUUAAAACCAAUUGAACUAUAAUAAUUUAAAAAAAGAUUCCCUUUGAAUUUUUUCAUGAAUGUGUUAUUUAUGAAGUUUCUCUGUUCCAGACACAUCACUUGUACAAAUAAUCACGUUUUUUUCUGCCCGAAUUCUGAUGUCACGCCUCAGAAGUGUAACAUCCUGCGCUCAGUAAUCCGUAAACCAGGUGGACCGAAUUAGUCGAAUAAGAGGAAACACGAGCCAAUUAACCUCAUCAACUUUUGACAACCAGGUCUGUAGUGCAACUUCCUGAAAAACAUUUGAAUGACAUUUAAUGUAAAAACAAUGUCAAACACAUUUUUACUUUCACUUUUUACUGGCCAACAGCCUUUUAUAAACACAACCAAGACCUGCAGUAAAUCUUACUGACUGAAUGUUCCUGGAUAUUUUGGACCGUUAUUAAUUCACUUUAUCAUCACUUUUAACUUCUUUUGGCAAUUCUAAUGAUUCUGGAACUUUUUUUCUUCAUAAUUUUCUCCAAACUUUGAACAUUUGAAACUUUUGAAACAGUGUGAUGAUCUUGAAGGAUGCUGUAACCUCUACUGACUUCACUGCAUUCCUUUUCAACGUCUCCAUCUCCACUGAAGCACGCGGCUGUUCACGGCUUCAAUCCCCUGCUUUGAUUCUGCUAGUUUCCACCUUGGAUUACAUCAUUUAAUUAAAUCUGCAAUACAGAAUUUUUCAUCACAGAAUGUGCUAAAAGUGGCAGAAUCAGUCUUAUUAAUGAGACGAGCUCAACCAGCUUCCAGAGGAUAGCGGGACGCGGCGUACGCCCCAUCCCGCACGUCUGAAAUCGAGUCGGGGGGCGACCCCUCGGCCCGACCCGCCGCCGCCAUGGUGAUGUCGCAGGGCACCUACACCUUCCUGGCCUGUUUCUCCGGCUUCUGGUUGGUCUGGGCCCUCGUCGUCAUGCUCUGCUGCUUCUGCAGCUUCCUGCAGCGCCGGCUGAAGCGGCGCCACGAGGAGCGUCUGAGGGAGCAAUGUCUGCGGACCGUCGAGAUGGAGCCGCUCGGCUGUCACCCCGGGGGGUACCCGCCUCCUCCGCUUCCUCCUCCGCCCGCCCAGCAUCCCCUCCCACCUCUACAGCUGCCCAGGGAGCCGCCGCAGUUCUGCCCGCCUCAAACGCUGUCGCCGCCGCUGCCUCUGCAGGUGCCUCAUCUCAUGCCGCAAGCCAACUGGGUCAGCAUGCCAGACACGGAGCUAUUUGGGAAACCCCCCUGCUACGAGGAGGCCGUCCUGAUGGAGGAUCCUCCUCCGCCCUACAGCGAGGUCUUGGCCGACCCGCGGGGGGGCACCUACCUGAAGCCGAGCCCGCUCCGAGCCGCGGCGCCUCCGCCUCCGAGGGAACACCAGGACCCUGCUCCCGUGUUCACGUCCGAGACCGGCAAGCCUCCCGUGGCGGCCGUGUUCCCCGAGCGAGGUUACUCCUCCCUGAUACGCCUGCCUUCGUCCCAGCGCUGGGACUCCCUGGGUCACCUCCUGUCCAACAUGGACCUGAACCACAACAACCUCACGCCGCCGGGGGCGCGCUCCAUCCAGGCUGCCGCCGCGAUGGCUACCAUGCCCCGCCGAGAGCCCAGGACUCACCACGAUGGACUUGGGCUAAGAGGUGGAAUACAAGGACUCCAAGGAGGCAUACAAGGACUCCAGGGAGGCAUACAAGGAAUUCGUGGAGGGAUACAAGGACUCCAAGGGGGGAUCCAGGGGUUCCAAGGAGGCUUACAGGGGCUUCAGGGAGUCCAUAGUCUGAGGGGACUGGAGCCCAGCUGUGGCCUGCCAACAGCCUUCCCCCUGCUGGGUCGCAGCACGGCGGUCUAGCCCUGGACGCCGGUGGGAGGAGUCUCACUCACCAAGACGUCGGUCCAUCUCUGGAGAGCCUUCAAAAGGAGGCGAUCGACACAGACAGACAGGAAGUCUUUGUGCCUCCUUUGCGGCGCCGUGUUUGCAGCGCUAAACCCCGCAAGUCGAGACUCAAUGCCCUGAAAGAGCGAACAACAAAAGAUGAGAAGAAAAAGAUGGUUAAAGGGCUGCGGAAAAGGCGCCGGGGGUUCAAUUCCCGGUGCAGCUCCGCAGGCGAAGGGCGCCCACUUCCUCUGCCGAGAUCGUGGCUUUCAGCUCCGUGUCGCGAGUCAAAGCAGGAGAUCACACGGCGUUGUUACCGAGGCGCCCCGGUGUCACGCCGACGCUAAUUGAGUCCAAGUUCAGAGGAGAAAAGACCGGUGACGUGGAUCAACAGCUGUUUCUCUACCUUUCAUCGAGACCCCCUUGGUUUUCAUCCCCCCCUCGCGUCGCCCCGCUCACGCUGUUCAUCCCCUCUUCUCGUCUCUCUGUGCAUGAGCCACCUAUUGUACCAGUCUGCCGUCGCCAUGGCUCCCGGGAACUGUCUGUUGCUCACGACGACCUCUCCUCUUUUUCUUUUUUUGUGUGCUCCGAUUUCUUCGGAGACUCUGUGCUCGCGAAAGAACACGAAGAAGACUCGGCCGCCGUCGUCCGUGGCGUUAGAGCCCGGAGCGGAACUGUAGAGGACCGGAAGCUCCCCGGAGGACCGAGUGGACUCGGGUUUCCUUUUCUAACGUGGCUGCUUUGUUGUUUGCGAAUGUCUUUAUUACAAACUGUUGCCGUUUUGUCUUCGAUCUGGAAGUUCACAGGACGGCGUCGGCGGAGGUCAUUUGAGCAAAUAACAAUUUUAUUGAAUGUACAAAUUUACAUCAUUCUUCUUCUUUUAAGCUUUGUGACAAAUGCCUUUUCUCUUGUGAAAUAAAACAUCUUCAACAGCGA
This is a messenger RNA of Pseudoliparis swirei, 3228 nucleotides long. RefSeq names its product proline-rich protein 7. Lineage: Eukaryota; Metazoa; Chordata; Actinopteri; Perciformes; Liparidae. The record is from RefSeq and is a predicted model, not a curated record. The coding region runs from base 1285 to 2268 and encodes 327 amino acids. The transcript has 2 exons.